UCUUGAUUCAGAUUAUGGUACUUGGAGAGUGACAAAGGCAAGAACAUGGUGCGUUUAUCAUUACCAAAAUUUGCUAUUAAUUAUGCACGGAGACAAAAGUAUAUGAGGGAAAAGCAUGGACACUACCAAAUCAAUGGAAAAUCAGUGAAUGGACCUAGAAUACUUACAAAAAAGGGCAUACAAAUAGAAAACCCUCAGACAUAUAUUCACCCUCCAAAACCAGAAUGGAAACCGACACGUAAACUGCCAAAUGACUUUAGACUUCAACGGUUUAUAAAACCUAAGAAAGAAGAACAAAAAACGUCGUGGAAUGUGCUUCCUGAAGUCAAUUUUACAGAAGGUAAUGAUAUAAUAUCUCUCUACAGUUAUGGCUUAUCUCAAAAGAUGGACACACAUAAUUAUGACAUAAUGAUCAAGAAUUGUAGA
Messenger RNA from Ruditapes philippinarum (Manila clam), 426 nucleotides. RefSeq lists its product as uncharacterized. The record is from RefSeq and is a predicted model, not a curated record. Lineage: Eukaryota; Metazoa; Mollusca; Bivalvia; Venerida; Veneridae. The annotation marks the transcript as partial. The transcript has 2 exons.